AUGAUGCGGACCUCAAUCGUCUUGACCCUUUUGACCACCGUAGCCUUAGCCAAACCAAUUGGCGACAAAGUCACCAGGCAAACCGCAGACACCAUCAGCGGCUCCGACAUCUGCGAAGAGAACUCCGGAACCGCCCUCUGCUCGCUGGGAUCUCCACUCUGCUGCCGAACAGAUGUAGACGGCCUCACUACGAUGGACUGCCUUCCUCCUAUUCCGAACAUGACUCCGAUCCCCGAGACUGCUUCCCUCAACAAGUUCCAGAUGGCGUGCCUCGUGCUGGGGAAUCGUCGCCCUAGGUGCUGCACGCUCAAUGCGGCGGGUCAAGCCUUGUUUUGCGAAGAGUUGACAACUUCGGUUUGA
Molecule: messenger RNA, 360 nt
Organism: Colletotrichum karsti
Lineage: Eukaryota; Fungi; Ascomycota; Sordariomycetes; Glomerellales; Glomerellaceae
Exons: 3
Coding region: 1-360 (119 amino acids)
Cellular component (GO): extracellular region
Source: RefSeq, a predicted model, not a curated record